AUGGCAGAAAGAAAUCUAUCUAGCACAAAAGAAGUAAACGCCAAUUCUGUUGCCCUCUACAUUGAAAAUCCUCUGAAGAGUAAGAAGAAGGUCCUAUCUGAAAAUCAACGCUUUGGUAUUGUUACGCAAAGCACUAAUCGCCUUCUUCAUAUGGUAAAGGGUUGUGGUGGCAAACAAUUUGCCCUCAGACAGGCUGCAUUAGAGAAGAUUGAAGAAAUCUGGGCUAGAGGGAAGGAAAUCAGAGUUCUAGAAGAGGAUAACGUAACAAUUGUUGAUGGAGAUGAAAAUGUUAAUCGUGCGGCCGGCCAUAAUUGCAAUUCUUCAGAAAGCAAUCAAGUUCAACAUGAAAAUUUGAACUGUCCUACAACUGAGCCCACAACUGAGAGUCCAAAUCGGAAUGUAAAUUCAUGUGUGCAGUACAAGCACCUGGACGCAAAGAUGCGGAGCACACUCACCUUGCCUAUUGGUCAUGUUCCUAAAAGGAGGCCCAAGGGUAAAGAGAGGACGUCAGUCAUCGGUCUCAAGAAACAAGAUCAGGAUUAUUAUAGGGAUUUGCUUCGAUCUAGGGUCAAGAAAGAUUCAGAAACAUUCCAACAAUAUUCUCAGAGUGUCCUUACAUUGUGCCGCAAAGCAAAAAUACUCGAUGACAAAGAGAAAAUAAACCACAUUCAUAAGGGGCUCCCAUUGCACCUUGUCACUUCCAUAAAUCCAGAUGAUUUUGUUGGUGUUAACGCUGUCAAUGAUUUCAUAACCAAAGUUCAGACUCUUUACAAAGCACAUAAAGCUAGUGUACGGGCUCAUUCAUUGAAAGCUUUUGAAAAUUUUUCCUCGCCGCAUCUUUCUAACGUUCUGCCUGGUCAGUUGUCAGUGCCAACGCCAGCCGAUUUAACUCAGCCAAUAAUAAAAUCUGAACCAAAUGCUCUCCCUUCAAUCUCUGGAACCUCCGCGCCUGUCGUUAAAACGGAACCUUUACCCAAUGCAAGCGCGGCUAUUAUUGAUACUCUCGUUUCUAAAUUAAGUGCCUUGGUUGACCCUCCUAAGCCCAAACCGCCUUCAAAAGAGGAGGCUUCCGUUGCUGCUUUGGAUAAUAUAAUUUCCAAACUUGCAACCAUGGUGCAACCUGCUGGCGUCCAUGCUGUUUCUUGCAAUGGCGGCUCUGAAUCCCGUGAACCCCGUUCCCGUGACGGUAGCUCCGAUCGUAAAAAUUUGGCUCGCGGUGACGACCGCAAUGGCCGCCCUGCUUAUCAGCCCUCUCGUUCCAACCAGGGUCGUUAUGAUGGCAACAGGAACUCUGACUCACGUCGAAACAAUUACAAUAACAAUUACAACAAUCAAAAUUACAACAAACAAAACAAUUACAACAGAAAUUUUGACAAUAAUUCUAACAAUUAUAAUCGCAAUUUUGACAAUAAUCGCUAUCGCCGUUAUGAUAAUGGUUAUCAAAACAACAUGAAUCGUUAUAACAACAAUCGCCAAGGUCAAUACAACCAACGCAAUUAUAGCAACAAUUACAACAAUGAACAACGCUCACAAGAUGCUCGUUUUUACAACCAGUCUUCUAAUAACAAUAAUAGCAACAAUAACCAACAACCUCGUAGGAGCUCCCUUACUAACCCUAGUUAUAGAAAUCGCCAAACUCCAGAAAAUUAUUCAGUUCCUGAAUUUUCUCGUCGAGCCAACGAAUCUGAUAUGCGUCUGUUCCAUUGCUACGGAGACAUUGUUUCUUCUCCACCAACACAUGCCAUAUGUCAGGCAAUUUCGCAAUGUGCUCAGACUUCACGAGGUCUUGCGAAGUAUCUCGAAGAUAUCUUUCGUAUGCGGGACGAAAUCCGUGCAAAAUAUAGACCAAUCCCUUCAGUUGUGCCUAUUUGUCGCAAUGGACGUCUUAUUCUCAAUGUUGUAACAAAACAGUUUGCUAGACAUAAACCAACAGACAAAAUGGUCUUUGAUAGCCUAGUUGCACUAAAAGAAUAUGUUGUACUGUAUAAAAUUACCCAUCUUGCUUUCCCUGAAUAUAGCUGUGGCCUUGAUAAGUUUUCAAUUGAUAAAUUGCUUCAUUAUCUGGAAAUUAUUUUUGGUCAAGUUGAUGUUGAAAUAGUCAUGUAUCAUUGGUAG
Messenger RNA from Frankliniella occidentalis (western flower thrips), 2115 nucleotides. RefSeq names its product putative mediator of RNA polymerase II transcription subunit 26. Gene Ontology annotation, biological process: peptidyl-glutamate ADP-deribosylation. The record is from RefSeq and is a predicted model, not a curated record. The transcript has 4 exons. The coding region runs from base 1 to 2115 and encodes 704 amino acids. NCBI's taxonomy places the organism in Eukaryota, Metazoa, Arthropoda, Insecta, Thysanoptera, Thripidae.